AGAGUCCGGUGGAAUCUUUACGGGAGGCUUGUUGAUCCCAGCGUGGCAGUUGCCAGUUAUAAUCCCAGUCAUGAAGCUCAAACAAGGGAAUAAGUUUAAGACACCAUCCAAAUUUAAGCGAAAGGGCAUCAAAGUAACCGGAAAAUGGAAACCCAUCGAGAUUGACCCAAAUCUCUUUGCUGAUGAGCAGCUUGGUGGCUUAGUAUGUUUCGAGGAACUUACAGAUUAUAAUUUGGUGUCUUCCUCGAAAGCUGGAGAAGGAAAAGUCAAGAAGAGAAAACCCAUUAGGCAUGAAGAAGAGGACGAGCCUGGAACCAUUCCCAAAAAAAAGAGGAAGAAGGAGAAAAAUCUGGAAUGUGAAGCAAGGAGCGAAGAUGAACUUCAAGUGGAGGAAGUGGAAAUGGAUCACAAGGCCAAGAGCGAAGAGACCCUUGUUAGCCAGGAGCAAGAUGAGAGUGAGGCAGGGGAUGCUACCGGCCUAGCAAGAAAACCAGUGAAGAAAAGGCGGAAGAGAGAACGGAAGAAGAAAACGUGUUCUUCUCAAGAUGGCCUUAAACAGGAUAGAUCUUCUAAAAAGGCUAAAAACUGGACGGCACAAGUCUUGUCUGCUUCUUUGGAUCGGGAAGUAAACGUUUCUGCAUGGAAAGGCCUCUUUGUUCCUAAGCCUGUUCUUCAGGCACUGAGCGAAUUGGGGUUCAGCGCGCCGACACCCAUUCAGGCUCUGACUCUGCCUUCUGCAAUUCGAGAUGGCAUGGAUGUCCUUGGGGCUGCAGAAACAGGAAGUGGAAAGACUCUGGCUUUUGCCAUCCCAAUGAUCCAUUCCAUUCUGCAGUGGUACAAAUCAAAAGGUUUGGCAAGCGGAAGUGACAGCCCGCUCGAAGGAGGAGCAGAGAGCGAGGACGGCACGCCGAGGCAGGCAGCGAGCGAAGAAACAGGGGGCUUGAACUCUGAUGGGGAUGAAGCCAGUGAUGCUGUGGACCACGACGAAGCUCUGGAAACAGGCUGUGCGAAGGUGCUGGAGGAUGCGGAGUUCGAUUUGGGUCCUGCAAAACACGAUGCAGAUGCACAUAAAAGCAAUCCUCUCCUGGGUCUGGUCUUAACUCCUACAAGGGAAUUGGCCGUUCAAGUAAAGCAUCAUAUUGACGCAGUGACCAGGUUCACAGGCAUUAAAACAGCCGUUCUGGUGGGCGGAAUGGCUCCCCAGAAACAGCAGCGGAUCUUGAAAAGGAAGCCGGAGAUAGUGAUUGCGACCCCAGGGCGUCUGUGGGAGCUCAUUCAGGAGAAGCAUCCGCAUCUCUCAACACUGCGCCAACUCAGGUGCCUGGUGAUCGACGAAGCAGACCGGAUGGUGGAGAGGGGGCAUUUCUUAGAGCUCUCUCAGUUGCUGGAAAUGUUGAGCGAUUCUCAGUAUAACCCGAAACGUCAGACGUUUGUCUUCUCUGCCACCCUGACUUUGAUCCAUCAGGCUCCCCUUAGAGUCCUCCGGAAGAAAAACGCCACCAGAAUAGACAAAAAGACGAAGCUGGAGAUGCUGAUGCAGAAAGUGGGUAUCAAGGCCAAGCCCAAAGUGAUAGACUUGACGAGAAGAGAGGCCACUGUGGAGACUCUCACGGAGACCAGAAUCCACUGCGACACGGAAGAGAAGGACUAUUUCCUCUAUUACUUUCUGCUUCAGUACCCAGGCAGGACCAUGGUUUUUGCAAACAGCAUCGAUUGCAUCAAACGGCUCACUGCCCUCCUCACUAUAUUGGAUUGCAACCCUCUGCCUCUUCAUGCAAACAUGCACCAGAAACAAAGGUUAAAAAACCUGGAGAGGUUUGCCGAACGCAACAGCUGCGCCCUCUUGACAACAGAUGUUGCCGCUCGGGGACUCGACAUUCCUCAUGUGCAGCAUGUCAUACAUUACCAGGUUCCGCGUACCUCUGAGAUUUACGUGCACAGAAGUGGCAGGACCGCCAGAGCUGCCAAUGAGGGCUUGAGCUUGCUGCUGAUUGGCCCAAGCGACAUGGUGAAUUUUAAAAGGAUUUAUAAGACGUUGGAGAAGAAUGAAGAGCUUCCUUUUUUCCCUGUGGAAACAAAAUGCAUGGCAGCCAUCAAGGAGCGCGUGAAUUUGGCGAGGCAGAUUGAGAAGGUGGAAUAUUUCAACAGCCGAGCGAAGCACCAUAACUCUUGGCUCCAGCAAGCCGCAGAAGCGCUUGAGCUUGAUCUGGAUGAUGACGAUCUAAUAGGAGGCCGGCCCAGCGAGCAAGAAGAGAGUGAGAAACAGAAGAUGCUGAAGGAGAUGAAGAAGCAUCUGAAGCGCUUUCUCUCUCAGCCAGUAUUUAAAAACCUCAUGAAGACCAAAUACCCAACCCAGUCCGGAAAACUGCUCGUGUCUGAUCAUAUGGGAGAAUGUUCCCAGUCUGCGUUAGGUGCCAUGUCAAAAGCCCAAGUGAAGAAGAUGAAGAAGAAACAGCAAAAUGUAGAGAAGUGGAGUAACUGAGAGGACAUGUGGGGUUGCAAUAGAGACAGAACCUCCAUUUCUCUCCCUCCGAGCUUUCAGGUCCUCAGAUCCCCUCUUGUGCACAUAGGAGUUCUGGAAUCCUCUGUUGUUGUUGCUCCCGUGCCCAGUCUGGGUGCGCGUGAAGACCUCUGCCCACCUGGUUCUUCCUGGCACAAAUGUUACAAGUGUUGCCUAGCUUCUUGUGUGUUCUACAUGUCUUCUACAUGUCAUCAGGAAGAAUCAGGUGGCUAGUAGCUUUUCAGUGCAAUUUGUUUGAUGAAGCAGUAACUUCAGAGACAGGAGCAGCCUGGUAUCUUCCAGUGCCAUUGUAUGGGAUUUCCCCUUAGGGGCAACCAUCGUUGUUGUUGUUUUGUUGUUGUUUCCCAUACAUUGUCCCUGAAAGGGGCCGCAUAUCACAUCCCUUUGCUCCCAGGAGCAUUUGUACCCCCAUUUUUAACACGCGGCAGCCGCACGUUUUGGCCACUUGGAGUGAUUAUUUGACUCUUGGGUUUGUUUAAAGAAAAAGACAUGUAAAAGAUAAGGGCACCCCUCAGAAAUGUUAACUAGUUAAAGAAAACAUAGCAGACGUUUGGGACAUGUGAAAUCCAGAGAAUAACUGUGUUCUGAUCCACACAUUGGUCGUAGUGGUGUGGAUCACGUCAGUUUGCUUCAAGAUCUGGAGCAAACAAAUUCACUGGCCAUUCCUAAGCUCAGGUGUGCACAAAGGUGUACGUCUCAGUUCUUCAGCUAUUGGGUGGUACAGAAAUGUAAUAGAUAAAUAUUACUCAUUGAACUUAAGGGGACUUGCAUUUAAAUUUCUUAUAUAAUAGGGUGGCCAUAUGAAAAGGAGGACAGUGCUCCUGUAUCUUUUAAUAUUUUUGUAUAAAAGGGAAUUUCAGCAGGUAUGCAUGCAGCACCUGGUGAAACUCCCUCUUCAUCACCACAGUUAAAGCUGCAGGAGCCCUCCCCUCUUGACUAGGUACAAAAGAGGGCAGGGCUCCUGCAACUGUUGUGCUGAAGAGGGAAUCUCACCAGGUGCUGCAUGCAUACAAAUGACACCUGUUGAAAUUCCCUUUUCUGUGCAACUGUUAAAGCCCUGUCCUCCUUUCCAUAUGGUCACCUUAUUACAUAAAACUUGUUUGCGAUUCUUGAAUUUUAUGUUAGCAUUUGUUUAUAUUUACACGUUUAUAGGCUUAGAAUGCUGCAGCAAUAGGGUUGUUCUCUUUUGGAGAGGGGGGAAAGAUGAGAUGAGUUUACCCUAAGCAAAAUAGAGAAUGUACUUCCUCUUUUGAUUUGUGCAGUGGAAGUCUUUAUUA
This is a messenger RNA of Elgaria multicarinata webbii, 3798 nucleotides long. It is a transcript of the gene DDX24, whose product is annotated as DEAD-box helicase 24. The transcript has 10 exons. NCBI's taxonomy places the organism in Eukaryota, Metazoa, Chordata, Lepidosauria, Squamata, Anguidae. The coding region runs from base 71 to 2482 and encodes 803 amino acids. Gene Ontology annotation, molecular function: nucleic acid binding; RNA helicase activity; ATP binding. Gene Ontology annotation, cellular component: nucleolus. The record is from RefSeq and is a predicted model, not a curated record.